Cylicocyclus nassatus is the source of this 705-nucleotide messenger RNA. The record is from the annotation of a GenBank genome assembly. Lineage: Eukaryota; Metazoa; Nematoda; Chromadorea; Rhabditida; Strongylidae.
AUGAAGGAACGCGACAGUGCUUGGUUUCAUGCAUUUACAAUACUAAGUUUACUUCUACCAGCGCAACUGGACAACUGCCCAACCAUGGGUAUGUCAGCGUAUAUACUCGUAACUAUCUCCUCAGGGUUGGACUACGAAGGAUUCGUAGCACUGCUAACGUUUUACUCUAAACUUGUGCCUGAUCAUGAGUCAAUAAGGUACAAGUUUAACUUUGGAACAAAUCGUUCUGCAACCAUUGAGACCGCGAAUCUCGAACAAGAAAUUCAAUCGUGGAUAGACGACCAAGAACAGAUGGAGGCGUUCUGGAAAAGUGCGAGAACAAAUAGUUCCGAUUUUAUACAAUUUGACAAUCCCGAGGCACCAUUGUGCGCUGUGAUCAGAAGCUUCUCCGAUAUUAUUGCGAACGACAAUGAGCAUCCCGCAACCGUCGCUCAGAAAAAGCAAGUAGUACUCAUGACCGAUUAUUUACCAGUGAAUGUCACAGCAGCUAUGAAUACAUCUACAAACGAAAAUGAGCAAAAGCUUGCACUGGUGCAUGAGCUGAAUGUCUCCGAGUUUACGCGGUUCGUCAACUUUCCCGUUUAUUCAGCAACUGAAGACAUUAACAUGGAAGAAGCAAAGCAAGCCUUUCAAAAUGCAUUGGAGUUCGGCGAUAUACCAAGGAAAACCGAACUGGCGCGACUAUCUUUUCAUGAUGGAAUUUGA